AAAGAACUCUGCAUUCUACCAGGUGUCUCUGCAGUCUGGGUACCACUUCUGUGUUGGCUCCCUGAUCUCCAGCACAUGGGUGGUGUCUGCUGCUCACUGCUACAAGUCGUGACUGAUGAAACUUUCUUCAAAAACAUUUAACAAAGCCCUCUACAGUAUGUUUGACAUAACUGUAUUUGUACAUCUGAUUAACCCUCCCCAGCCACAUUCAGGUGUGUCUAGGUGACCACACAACAUUGCCGUCAACGAGGGCACUGAGCAGUUCAACUCAGUGAAGGUCAUCAUGCACCCCAGUUACAACAGCCGCAACCUGGACAACGGCGUCAAGCUGAGCAAGCCUGCCUCCCUGAACAGCUACAUGUGCACCGUGGUCAUGCCCUGCAGUUGUGCCAGCUCUGGCACCCGCUGGCUGGGGCAUCAACAAUAUGCCCAUAAAUACUUUUGGUAUUUGUUGUUUAUCAAACUAAUGACAAAUUAUAUCACUGACCACUCAGAACCAAAGGGAGAAUGUUUGAUAUACUAGCCUUCUACCCCAACCCACUGUUCUGCCUGGAUCUCCCCAUCCUGAGCAGCAGCAGCUGCAACAGCACCUACCCUGGACAGAUCACCUCCAACAUGUUCUGCACUGGAUUCAUGGAGGGAGGCAAGGACUCUUGCCAGGGAGACUCCGGUGGCCCCGUGGUGGGCAGCUGCAGGGUGCUGUAUCCUGGGGUUACAGCUGUGACCCAGAGGAACAAGCCUGGUGUCUACACCUCCUGGAUCAGCAGCACCAUGUCUUCCAACUAAUUGAUUUAGACUGGAAGAGACAUAUUCUCUAAGACAGAAACCCAUGAUAACUGGUAUGAGAAAAUAAACGCUGUCUUUGACUAAUUAUUUUAAAGUGCAAUAUGUGCUUUUAGGAAGGUAUGAAACAGGUAUCUGGCUAGUGCUUAUUAUGUGUAACUUGUAAAGCAAGAGUUGCAGACAACAGCUAAAUCUUUUUAAUGCUGAUUGUGCACUGUCCUAUAUGUUUCCUCUCCAUGAUAAAAAUGCCCUGUUAGCUGGUAAGCCGUUUCCUGGAAACAUGAUGACAUGAGAAUGAACUUCUGUCAGUGGAAAUAUGAUGACUUGUGAACUAGCAACUACAAUAGACAUGAGUAGAACAUACUUUUGUUCAUCUCUUCAUAGGUUAAUUAAUGAAACUUACACAAAUGUAGUCUUUCAGCUGCCACUAUGGCCUAUUUAUUGCCUUACUUUCCUAAUCUUACUACAUUUGCACACACUGUAUAUAGACUUUUCUAUUGUGUUAUUGACUGUACGUUUGUUUAUCCCAUGUGUAACUGUUGUUUCUGUCGCACUGCUUUGCUUUAUCUUGGCCAGGUUGCAGUUGUAAAUGAGAACUUGUUCUCAACUAGCCUACCUGGUUGAAUAAAGUGCAGAAAACAUUUUAAAUGAAGUAGAAUAUUUUGACAAUAUGCAUACAAUUAACCUAAAUGUGUAGCUAUUCAGCUAAGACAGAUAAUGAAUAAAGGUUUGUGUUCGUU
Salmo salar (Atlantic salmon) is the source of this 1523-nucleotide messenger RNA. The record is from RefSeq and is a predicted model, not a curated record. NCBI's taxonomy places the organism in Eukaryota, Metazoa, Chordata, Actinopteri, Salmoniformes, Salmonidae.